Gryllus bimaculatus (two-spotted cricket) is the source of this 917-nucleotide messenger RNA. Lineage: Eukaryota; Metazoa; Arthropoda; Insecta; Orthoptera; Gryllidae. The record is from the annotation of a GenBank genome assembly.
AAUGACUCUUCUGCACACUACUUUCUCACAUCGUCUCUCGUAUGUUCUGAUCCUACGCAUACAACAGUCUAGAAAAUAAUGAUUUGAUGUAUUCUGACCAUGUACGCGAGUUCUCCUGUGGCAAGAUGUACUACCGCACAUUCUAUUUGGACGAAAGAAGGGAUUCUCUCUACGUUGGAGCCAUGGAUCGAGUUUACCGCCUUAACUUGAGUAACAUUAGCCAUUCAAAUUGCGAGAGAGAUUCGAUGAGUCUGGAACCGAGCGACGUGGCCAACUGCGUCUCUAAAGGGAAAUCGGAGCAUUUCGAUUGCCGGAAUCACAUCCGCGUCAUUCAGCCAAUGGGAGAUGGAGGCCGAUUAUACAUCUGCGGCACGAAUGCCCAUAGCCCAAAGGAUUGGGUUAUCUAUCACGUCGUCUCCGUCUCCUCUGGCAUCGCCACCUCCUACCCUCCACGACAUUACCCCUACGACAUCCUCGCCUAUAAGCCCUCGCCGCCACUUAGCCGCCUCCACACAACCCUCGCCGUGCACCCACCGUCUCACCCAUCACUGCCGCCGCGUCCUCAUCGCUUUCACCAUCGCCCUCUGGCAGCCGGGCUCUGCGGCCACCGUCGGGGCCGCCGCCAACGCCGCCGCCUUCGCCGCCGCCCCGCGCGCUUUGUGGCGCUGUCGGCCGCAGGGGUCCGCUCGCCGCCCCCGCUCGAGGCCGCCUGGAGGGCUUCCGCGCGCCGUCAACGCCUCGCCGCCGACCUCGACGCCCGCCCGCCACUCGUGGACGCGUCCUCCAUUACCCUUGGAGCGCGCGGGCGUCCGGGCCGUUGUCUGGCCCUCGCGCCCCCAUCUCGACUGCCGCCUCGCCUCGCCGCCGCCUCGCCUCGCCGGGUCCGGGCGUGGCGCGCCGACCCUCUACGUCACUGA